This is a messenger RNA of Spodoptera littoralis (African cotton leafworm), 1917 nucleotides long. The record is from the annotation of a GenBank genome assembly. NCBI's taxonomy places the organism in Eukaryota, Metazoa, Arthropoda, Insecta, Lepidoptera, Noctuidae.
AUGGUGAGACUCAUACAUAACGUAAGGAGUCUAUUUUCUAUUAAUUCACACAGGUUUCCAAGAAUUGUAUCGCGACGGCUAAACAGUUCAGACGCGUCAGACAAAAAUAUAGAUGUGUCAAAGAUCCGAAACUUCAGUAUCGUCGCUCAUGUUGAUCACGGUAAAAGCACUUUAGCAGACAGACUACUUGAAAUAACUGGGAUUAUAAAACCUGGAGCUGAACAUGCACAGGUCUUGGAUCAAUUGCAAGUGGAAAGAGAAAGAGGGAUCACAGUAAAAGCUGUUACUGCUUCUCUAAACUAUACAUACAAUAAUGAGAAGUACUUGCUCAAUCUCAUAGAUACGCCAGGGCAUGUUGAUUUCUCCAAUGAGGUGGUUCGAAGUAUAACAGCUUGUCAAGGAGUGAUAAUGUUAGUAGAUGCAAAUGAAGGAGUACAAGCACAAACAGUAGCCGUGUACUCAUUGGCUAAAAGAAACAACCUCCUUAUAAUACCUACUUUAAACAAGGUGGAUUUACCUAGAGCUGACCCUGAGAAGGUCAAAUCACAAUUACAAUCUCUAUUUAAAAUAGAACCAGAAAGUGUACUAAGUAUAUCAGCCAAAAAAGGUUGGGGGGUCAAAGAGUUGUUGGAAGCUGUUAUCACCAGGAUUCCCCCACCUACAGUAGACACUAAGGGUCAUUUUAGAGCGCACAUAAUUGAUACUUGGCAUGAUAAGUACAGAGGAGUGCUCUGUUUGGCUUAUAUUCAUUCUGGUAAAGUUAAAGUUGGUCAAGCAGUCAAGUGGAAGUCUGAUUCUAAGCCCCAAAUGGUAAAAUUUUUAGCUAUGUUGAGACCAAAUGAGGAGCCUAUUGAAGAGGCUGUGGCUGGUCAAGUUGUCAUGGUAGGCUGUGGUCCAAAAGGUGGCGGCAGUGUCGGCGAUCAGUUAUUGGCCAAGGAAUUAGACGACAGUGACUCUCGGUCGGCAGUCCCACCAGUGAAACACAUGGUGUAUGCAGGCAUCUUCCCAGCUGACCAAUCACAACACCCACAACUGAGUGACUCUAUAAAGAAACUGGCUUUAAAUGAUUCUGCUGUUACUGUUACUCCUGAUUCUAGUCCAGCUUUGGGUCAAGGUUGGCGGAUUGGUUUCUUAGGACUAUUGCACCUUGAAGUGUUUACACAACGUCUACUACAAGAAUACAAAGCCGAAGCCAUAUUAACUGCGCCCUCUGUCCCUUAUAAAGUGAAAGUAAAAGGAACAAAAGCAAUAAAACAAUACAAAGGUACUGAAGUUAUUGUUACGAAUCCUUUACUGUUGCCCGACGUUAAUAACAUUGAAGAAUACUAUGAACCAUUUGUAAUAGGUACAAUAAUAACUCCCGUGGAGUACCUAGGAGCAGUGACGUCUCUAUGCAUAGACCGUCGCGGCACACCCCUGCCCUCAAACGCAGUGGACGACAGAAUGACAAUGUUGCAGUAUAUUCUACCCCUGUCUGAAGUCGUCAUUGAUUUCCACGACACGCUCAAAAGUAUCACUUCAGGAUUCGCCAGUUUUGACUACCAGGAUUAUGGAUUCCAUCCCAGUGCGCUAGUUAGGAUGGACAUCCUAAUCAACGGCGUGUUAGUGGACGAGUUAUCUACAAUAGUUCAUACUAGUCGAUUAGAGUACAACGCAAGGAGGCUUACUGAGAAACUCAAGGAAAUGAUUCCAAGGCAGAUGGUACAGGUCGCCAUUCAAGCAGUUGUUGGUGGUAAGGUGUUUGCUAGAGAAACAUUGAAAGCAUACAGGAAGGAUGUUACAGCUAAACUGUACGGUGGUGACGUCACUCGCAGGAAAAAGUUACUGAAACAGCAAGCGGAAGGAAAGAAAAAGAUGCGCAGCGUUGCCAACAUUAGAAUACCAAGGGAUACCUUCAUAGAUGUAUUGAAAAGAUAA